This is a messenger RNA of Entamoeba invadens IP1, 1272 nucleotides long. RefSeq lists its product as hypothetical. Lineage: Eukaryota; Evosea; Mastigamoebida; Endamoebidae. Bases 1 to 1272 code for a protein of 423 amino acids. The transcript is spliced from 5 exons. The record is from RefSeq and is a predicted model, not a curated record.
AUGUUGGAGGUUGGAAUGACAAACGUUUAUGUCAUUUCACGCAUUUUUGAAAAGAAUCUUGAACACGGUUCGUUUCUCAGAAAACUUGGCAAAUCGUUGUGUGAAGAACACAUUGCCAGCAAAUUUGAAACACUAGAUGAAAAGGACCAAGUGAAAACCGUGUCCACUUUGAAGAAUUGUCAAAUGGGAAUUGUUGAGGCAAUGAAAACAGUUGUUAGCGGGGAAAGUGAACGAGGAAAGUGUCUGUCUUGUCUUUUGGCACAGACGAAGAAGAGUAGUAAAAACAGAAGAAACAAAAAAGAUGUAAGAACUGUUAAAAGGUGUUUUUUGUGUUACCGACCGUGCUGUAAAAACCAUUCGAUCAAUCUUGAGGCCGAUGCUGAGAACACGAAUAGAAAGAAAGAUGCUCAAGAAAAGCAAUUGUCUCAAUUGAAGGCUGACAAUGACAACUUGACUAAAGCCAAAUCAGUUGUUGAUGCCAAAUUGGAAGACGCUGAAAGAGAAAAAGCUGUUCUUAACGUAAAAAAACAAGAAGUUGCUGAAGCCGACGAAGAGCUUGAAACAGUCAAGAAGGACAAAUUUGCGAAAGAAAUAGAAGCGAAGAAGUUGAAAACGGAAAACGACGAAAUUAAAGAGAACAUGAAGAACUUGGCUUAUGACAAAGACCUACUUUCUUCAGAAAAGAAGAAGCUUCAAUACGAAUAUGACCAAUUCAAUAACUUGGUGUUUGGACACGAAGACGAGACAAACAAUUUGAAUGGUUCAAUCAAAAAGUUACAAAGAGACUUAGAAGCAAACAACACCGAGUUGAGAGACAGAACAACAAAGAGUUAUGAAAAGGAUAUUGCUGAAAUCACAUUCAGAGCUGAAACCCUUGAAAAGAAAGUCCAGAUGGCUGAACAAGAGAAUGUUGAGACUGUGAGAGAUUAUAAAACCGCUAUUGAAGAAUUGAUGAGAACAAAGACAGAACUCGAUGAUAAACAAGACAAAUGUGACAAACUUGAAGACGACUUACAAACUCAGAGAAUCGGAACAGAAGAGAAAGAAGCACAAAACGCGGCUGCUAAAGCUAAUAAACAAGCCAAACAGUAUGACAGAAAGGUCGAAGAGGCUGAGAGAAAGCUUGCAGAAUUCGAACAGAAAGAAUCUACUUUCAACAUGAUUGUUGGUAAGACACAAGCCGAUUUGAAGAAGACUCAACAAUCAGUUAAAAACGGCCAAUUGAGAAUUGUUGAGUUGGAAGACAUAUCAGAAAGGCUGGUGAAGAUCUGA